Molecule: messenger RNA, 2051 nt
Organism: Trichosurus vulpecula (common brushtail)
Lineage: Eukaryota; Metazoa; Chordata; Mammalia; Diprotodontia; Phalangeridae
Gene: COMMD2
Product: COMM domain containing 2
Exons: 5
Coding region: 105-704 (199 amino acids)
Source: RefSeq, a predicted model, not a curated record
GGCACACGGAAGCGUUCCCCGGAAAAGGCAGGCCUACAUCUCCCAGCUUCCGCCGCUGCCGCUGCCGGGGUUCGGGCCCGUGAAGGGGGAGGGGAGCUGGAAAGAUGCUUCUGGAGCUGUCCGAGGAGCACCGCGAGCACCUGAGCUUCCUGCCCAAGGUGGACUACGCCGUGGUCGCCGAGUUCGGCCGGAUUGCCCUGGAGUUUCUGAGGAAAGGGUCCAACCCGAAAGUCUACGAAGGAGCAGCCAGAAAACUCAAUGUUAGUAGUAACACAGUCCAGCAUGGAGUUGAGGGACUGACCUACCUACUCACCGAAAGCUCCAAACUCAUGAUUUCUGAGCUGGAUUUUCAAGAUUCUGUGCUUGUUUUGGGAUUCAGUGAAGACUUGAAUAAAUUGUUGCUUCAGCUUUAUCUUGACAACCGAAAGGAAAUCAGAACAAUUCUGAGUGAAUUGGCACCAGUGUUCCCCAGUUACCACAAUCUUGAGUGGAGAUUAGAUGUACAGCUUGCUAGCAGAUGUCUAAGACAACAGAUUAAACCAGCCAUGACUCUAAAGCUGCACCUAAGUCAGGAUGGAGAGCAUAGCAGCCAAGUUUUGCAGACUGACCCAGCUACCUUGCUCCACUUGAUUCAGCAACUGGAACAAGCGUUAGGAGAAAUGAAAACAAACCACUGCAGGAGAAUUGUUCGAAAUAUCAAAUAGUAUUGGAUUUGUGUUGUAAAUCUGUUCAAAUGAUUUAUAAAGCAAUGUUAAAGAACAAGCAUUGGUUGGAAUUCCUUUUUCUUGUAAUUAAGAGGGUUAAACAUCUGAAUUAGAUGGACUUUGUUUUCCUCUGCCAUAACACUGAUGCAUUAAUUAGAAACUAAAGUCCCUUUCAUGGGGCUUCCUAUGCCUACCUUUUUAAUGGUAUAAAAUGAAUUUUGUUUUAUAUAAAUACAUGUGUAUGUAUGAUGACAGGUCAGCUGGAAAUGAAUUUGUAUUCAUGGUUUUUGUACAUAUUAAUGUCUUUUAGGAUAUCUUUUGAACUUACUGUUUUUCAUUAUUUUCCUUAUGCCCUAAUAUCUAAAAAUAAUAUUUGAAUUAUAUCUAAAAUAAAAAUAUGUGAUACCUUAAUUAUUCAAAAUUAAAGUUUUCUUUUAAAGUAACUCAUAAUGCUAACUCGAGAUAUAAAGUUUUCAGAAUAUUGUAGAUCAAUGAAAGUUCCUAUGUUGUCCCUAUAGAAGGGUGAUCCUACCUUCCCUUGUUUCCAGCACAUUUGUAAAAUGAAAAUAGCCUUGCUCUAUAGCAUCAUUAUGACUCUGAAGUCAUUACGUAUCAUUUGUUAUACUUCAGAUUCUUCCAAGUACUUAGAAACACCUUAAACAUGUAUGAAGCUUCAUUAUAAUGGAAAGAAGACUCCAUUUGAGGCCAGAAAAACUUGCCUGGAUUCAAGUCCUAGCUCUGACAUUUAAUAGCAAUUAGUAAAAGUGACCUUGGGCAAGUCAUGUGUCUCUGAACCUCUAUUUUUUCUAGUGUGGUAGUUCUAACCAUCUUACAAAGUUAUUGCUUCCAUUGCACUUGAUGGUUUACAAAUGGCUGUCCUCAAAACAAUUUUGCAAGUUAGGUGACACUAUAGUAGUAUUCCACUGCUUCAAAGAGGUGCCCAGGCUGGUGCAAGCAUCAGAACUGGCCUCCUGACUCUUUUAACCACAUCAGGGUACUGCCUCUGAUGUAAUUCAAAUUUAUGUAGUGCUUUAAAGUUUAAAAAGCAUCUUCCUAGCACCAACUCUAUGAGGCAAGUACUACAAGCAUUAUUACCCCAUUUUACAGAUAAAAAAAUGUUAAGUCAUCACCCUUUCAUGGAGGUGGGAGGUCUGCUGGUCUUACAUAUUACAUGUGUUUUUUAUUUUUAUUUUUAAUUUUUUCGAUGUAUAUCAGUUGUGCUGAUCAUUUUUCUUCUUAAAAAAUACCAUUCGUUAUAUGGGUUAGCUCUCUAGGAGGAGCAAGGAUACUUGGGAUAGUUAUGAUGAUGGAAGAAACAAGAUAUCAAUAAAACCUUUAAAAAAGAAA